Paramecium pentaurelia is the source of this 1256-nucleotide messenger RNA. Lineage: Eukaryota; Ciliophora; Oligohymenophorea; Peniculida; Parameciidae. The record is from the annotation of a GenBank genome assembly.
AUGGACGAUGUAAUCCCAGUUGUGGUUAUAGACAAUGGAUCAGGAUAUAUUAAGGCAGGCAUAUCAGGAGAUGAUGCUCCAAGAGCAACUAUUUAGACAGUUUUGGGAAAGUAUACUUUAAUUCUAAUUUAUUUUAAUAGACCUAAGUAGCCUGGUUAAAUGGUAGGUAUGGAUCAGAAGGAUACCUAUAUUGGAGAUGAAGUCAAUUCGAAAUUAGAGUAUUUUAAAUUCGAUAUAUUUUAGAGUUUUGAAUGUAACUUACCCUAUUGAUCAUGGAAUUAUUACUCGUUGGGAUGAUAUGGAAAAGAUUUGGCAUCAUGCUUAUUACAAUGGUAUUUAAAUCCAUUAAAUUAGAAUUGAGAGUUUCUCCUCAAGAUCAUCCUGUUUUAAUGUCAGAACCACCUCUCAAUCCAGCAGCUAAUAGAGAAAAAAUGAUUGAAAUAAUGUUUGAAAAGUUCAAUGUUCCAUCUUUCUAUUUGGCAAUUCAAUAAGUUUUAGCAUUAUGUGCAUCUGGUAAAACAACUGGUUUAGUUGUGGAUUCUGGAGAUGCUGUUACAGAAACAGUACCUAUUUAUGAAGGUUUUGCAUUAUCUCAUGCUGUAAUGAAGAUUCAUCUUGCUGGAAGAGAUUUAACUGAUUAUUUAAUAAAGUUGAUGUCUGAAUAAGGCAAAGAAUUCUCAAAUUAAAAAGAAACUGAAAGAGAAAAUGCCAAAGACACAAAGGAAAAAAAAGUAUAAAAUAUAUAUAUAUUGUAGUGCUAUAUUGUUGGAGAUUUUGAGGCUGAAAUGAAAGUCUACUAAGAUUCUGGAAAAGAAAUAGUUCAUAGAAUGCCUGAUGGAAAUGAUAUCACUUUGGGGAGUUAAUUAUUCAAAUGUCCUGAAGCUUUAUUUUAACCAAUUAAGUUAAGCAAAGAAUUUUAAGGUAUUCAUGAACUUACAUUCUAAUCAAUAAUGAAAUGUGAUGUUGACAUUAAAAAAGUAAUUGUUAAUAUUUAUUAAUAGGAUCUAUAUGGAAACAUUGUUUUAGCUGGAGGUAGUACUAUGUUUAAAGGAAUGAAGGAUAGAUUAUAAAAAGAAGUCAUUGCCUUAGCUCCUUCUACAAUGAAAAUUUAUGUAUAAGAACCUCCAGAAAGAAAAUACUCAGUUUGGAUGGGUGGUAGUAUUUUGGCUUCCUUAAGUUAAUUUUAACCUAUGUUUAUUACUAAAAAUGAGUAUCAAGAUUAUGGCACAGGUUAUGUGCACAGAAAAUGCUUCUGA